GCCAUUGUGUGCGGAGCUCGGUGAGUGUUGGGGUCGAGGCAGUCGCCGCCGGAGAAGGAGAAACGAUGGCGGAGUAGAAACUAACAAUUUAAACGGACUAACGGCUGGUUUCUCCUCCAUCUUCUGCCCCUUUUUCGUCUUCCAUCUGACCGUCUAACAGCUCCCGUUCCCGGCCUCACCGACGACACCCAUGCAGCAGAGGAGACCCUGGAUGGGACUAGCUACAUGUGAUCCAUGUUGGGUAACGGGGUGAAGCGAAAACUGGACGAGGAUGAGGACGUCCUGGAGGAAGAGCGGCGUCCUCCCGCGGGCGGCGGAGUGUCGCCGGCGUCCUCCGGCCUGCAGCGGCAGACGGUGCUCAACAUGUCUCUGAUGAAGCUGUACGGCCCGCGGCCCGGCGCCGACCUCCGCCUGCAGCGCCGCGUCCUCAUCAACAACGUCAUCCGCCGCAUCCACCACGACUUCCGGCAGGAGGGCGGCGUCGGGGCGCUCUUCUUCUCUGCCGCUCCGGCAGCUGUCAGCGAGGACGAGAGCUUCCAGCAGCCUCCGCCUCCCCCCUCCUCCCCCCCCUCCUCCUCCUCCUCAUCCUCCUCCUUCAGCAUCCUGUCCUCCUCGCUGUCCGGACUGACGGACUCCUGCCUGACCCCCGCCUCGCUGCUGGAGGAGGACCUGCCCAUGUUCUUCACCCUGCCGCCCUCCUCCUCCUCCACCCAGCAGCUGAUCCACUCCCCCAGGCCGCCCCCGCCCGUCCCGUCCCCCAAAGACAGUUUCUCCUCUGCCCUGGAGGAGAUCGAGGAGCUCUGUCCUUCCUCCUCCUCAGAGCCGCCGUCCCCGCUUCCUGCUCGGGUUCUCUUUGACGUUGUCAUGAAGGAGGAGGGCCGGGGCCUUCAGGAGGUGGAGAGCAAACCUCCUCCUCUCCCUCCUCCUCCCUCCCAGUCCUCCUUCCUCACUGACUUCGCCCUGGACGACGUCCUCUUCACAGACAUUGACACGUCCAUGUAUGACCUCGGCCCCUGCCCCCCACCGUCGGGAGCGCCACCGUCCAAGAUGGCCUCCGCGCUGACGGCGGACGACCUGGUCCGCUCGAUGUCGGGGUACGGAGCGGCUGCCGGCGCCGCCCAGAACCAGCCGUUCAAAAUGGACCUGGCUGAGCUGGACCACAUCAUGGAGGUGCUGGUGGGCAGCUGAGGAGACCCUGUAACGCUCGGUUCGUUUUGUACAGUUUUAAAGACGGGCUUCACCCCCGGGUCAUCGGGAGGAUUACAGCAACUUCAAAAUAAGUUCUAAAACAGUCAACUAGGCUAAAGGCCUGGUCCAUAUUGGGUUUAGAGGCUCUGUGAUGUAGUGAGUGUGCAGAGCUACAGGUAGAAAAAGUCUUCCAGCUCUCUCUGUCCCAAACCAACAACCUCUACAUGAAAGAAGAGCGUCUGUUAUAAUAGCGUUGUUUUAUUUGAGCCUGAAUGCUGGCACUCUUGACUGCAUAACAAACAUGUUAGCUAAACUGCUAACAGCCAGAACACCCUCACAGUUAUUCAUACUCAUAAUGCUCUCCUACACCUUUUAUAUUCUGGAAGAGGACCUUUAAUAAGCUGGACAAAGGAAACAAGCUAAUAAGCUAUGAUAGAGUCCUCCAUGUGUGACAUCAGCUCUGCAUUUGGUGCAAAUAAUAAUGUCAGAAUUCAGUUUAACUUGCAGAAAUUGUGUGUGGAUUUACUGCAAAUGUCGAAGCUCUGGACCAGGCCUUUAAUGUGUGAGGCAGAUGACACCAAUCAGAUCCACAUUUUAGCCUACAAAGAUUCAUUAAUGUUUGUAAAACACACUCUGCAGCGUUAAUCCCUGAGUAAAGUGUUGGUAGCACUCUGAGCUCCACUCUGAGGAUCCACUGUGUGAACGCCCUCCUCACAAAGACACAAACAGAGCCUCGGUGUUUGUCUUCCAGCUCCGAUGACUCCGGCCUGAAGUCCCGUUUUCCUACCGCUGUCCGAGGAAUUGUAAAAAACUAAAAUUCUCCAGAGACUUUUUUUCUACCGUCGGUGCAUGUUUCCACAGAUGAGAUGAAGAACAAAUCUCAAAAAGCAUUUCUAAAAAAAAAACAAUCCAGUGCCUUUUUUCUCAAACCUCGAUCACGCCGUCACGUCUUGCUGUCGCUCGUCACGAAGCAAUACCAGUUCUUAAUUACCCAGAAUGCAUCCUGUGAUCCCACCUGCAGAGACACUUCUGUCCAGAAAGAGUGUGAAUCUCAACGUGUGUGAAUGUGGAGCGACUUCCUGUUGUUGUUUUUUUAAAUGGAAACAAACGUCUGCUGUUUUUAUGUAUUUUUUCACAAAUCCAAGAGAAAAAAAGCAGAAAAUACAUUUAAUUUAUUUGAGUUUUUAUUGGAUUUGACAACAAGAAAAAUAUAUAAAACAACCAAACUUUAAGUUUGUAGUUUUCACCUUAUUUGUUACACCUUUGUCCUGUCUAUCGCUCAUAAUAUCCGACAUACUUCCUGCCGACAGAUCCACUUUGUGUCUGAACAAUAAUCACUGCUGCUGCUGCUGCUGCUGCUGCUGUUGUUGUUGUUGUUGUUGUUGUUGUGAAGACUGUCUGGUUAAAAAACCUUUAUUUUUGGAAGGAAAACAUCUCAUUGGUUGAGUUAAAACCUAAGCUAAAUUAGCAUAAAUCAAGGAACUUAAUUAUAAAUAUUAUUAAAUAAAUGCUGAUAAUUGAAUUUUACUAACAACAUUUUUCCUGUUUUUCCCUUAAAUUCUCAAAUUUCAUCAAAGAUAAUUUCUUAUAAAUGUAUGACUUUAAAACCUCUAAGAACAUUUGAUUUUCUUGAGGUUUUUUUUCUAUAUUUAUCAUUUUAUUCCCACAAAAUAUCCAGGUUUUCUGUCGUACAUUUACCACUUUACUCUCGUAAAGUCUUAGUUUUUUAUCCGCUGUGUAACUUUUAGUUUUACCAACAACAGACCCCUGGUUUUGCCCUUCAAAGGUUGGGAAAAGAUAAUUUCCUCUUAAUGGAAUUAAUGCAUAAUGUAUCUUUGCAUUUCACUUGACUGACAUUGGAUGUGUUUAAGCUGAGAGCCAGACCAACAACGUUUCUGUUAGCAGACUAACCCAAUUUAGCUUAGCAUACAGAGCGCUAGCCUUUCAAAAGAAAACCUUCUUGUUGAAACUCGACCAAUGAAAGGAUUCCUUACUAAAAUACAAGUUUUAAAAGCUCAAUUUCAACCUGGAGUAACAAAAAACUAGAUAGAAAAAUAGAAAGUAUGUUUUGUAGUAAAACUGCAUCCCGGGGAUUUUACUCCACAGAGGUGAAGACGCAAGGUUUCACACGCAGACGUUCCCUUUAUCAGAAAUAACUCUAUGAAUUAUUUAUUAUCCCGCAGCUUUGUGUGUAUUUAUUGUAUCUCUGGACACUAAUAUUUGGUCUGUACAGAAAAAUAAAUAUGUAUUCUUUGUAAAGAUGGAUCCACCAAGGCCGACCUGUCGGUUCAGACGUCGUGUUUGGUGGAAGUCUAAGAAAUAUUCCGUCAUUUAAUAAAUGAUCGGAGGUUUUUUUAAUACUAUGUAAUGUAUUUUAGGAUUCAGCAAUGCAAACGCCCGCAAUUCAACCUAUGCCACAGUGUGUGUGUGUGUGUGUGUGUGUGUGUGUGUGUGUGUGUGUGUGUGUGUGUGUGAGUUGUACAUGGAUAAACUCUGGGCCAGUUAAAAAUGACUAAAUCUGAAUAGAAACUUUAGAUAUUACAGUUUUUGUCAGGAUUUAACUCGCUAACGUGGCCUGGAUCUAAAUAUGUAGAUUUCAAAUUGAUUUGGGGUAUUUUAUUUGUUGUACAUUUUUGAACCGCCUAUAUUUAAUAAUAAAUAGUGUAGACAAAAUCCAGACACUGAGAGUCCUUCAUGACAAAAAUGUCAAAAUUAAACAGCAUUAACAAGUCAAGGAACUCAAGUAUCAAUAUGAAUGAAAGUAAAAGUCAAAUGUGUUUUUUCAACAUUCCUCCAAUUUUCUUAUAAUUUUUUUAUUUUUGACAAGAUCAAUAAUUGUCUUUAGUUUUUAACUUCCUAUAUAAAGUCUAAAAUAAAUUCUGUAGCCAAAGUCCAGAUAUUUCACCCCUUAACGACAAAAAUAUCCUCGUUAAAAUACAAAGCAGCGUUACCUUUUAUUAAAUCAUGCUCUCAAUCCAAACCCCUUAUUUCAAAAAUAAUACUUUUUAAUAUGUUCUACCAGAUUGAGGAAUGUCAUUGCUUGCAAUACAUGAUUUUAAUCUUUGGUUAGUUAUUGCAAUGCUUUAAAAUCUAUGGUGCUAUUCUUUUAACAUAUCCCCCAAAAAAUUCCCCUGGCAUUUUGUGUGUUUUCCAUCAGGAAAAAAAAUGACGUAAACAAACCGGCAUUUAAAAUGUUCUUAACCUUAAUACAUAUCUGGUAGUUAUGAUCAGGCCUGGAGCUGUUGAAGAGAUUUAACUCUGUAAAGGUGGAACAUAAUGUCAAAAUGUGAGUUAAUUGAAUGAAAGUUAAACAGUGAAGUGUUGAAGGUGAACUGUGUCGCCCCCUGCUGGACAGAUGCUGUAACAGCAGGCAGGGCGUUACACAUCAUGUACAGGGUACUUAAGUGUACCUUGUGUAUUCUAAGUUUUAUAUUCAUAUAGUUUUACAGUUUCUACAGCUGAUAAAAGCUGUCAUACUUUGCUUUUUGUAUAUUUUACUUUAAAAUGACAUUUAAUUUAACAUCCAUUGUCUUUUUUUGGGAUCUUUCUGGAGUUGUUUCUCCACUAUUUACACUUUAUGUAAUUACUUUGGCAGCUGUGACACAUAAAAUCACUUAAAUUGGUUACAUAUUCACUUUAAGCAUCUAUGAAUGAAUGAUGUAUUUAAACUAAGAGACAGUGAUCCCUUUUUAGUGUAUACAUUAAUAAAAUAAUUACACUGUUUUAAUGACAAAUAAGUUAAAUGGUGCUGUGUGUUUUUAAAACCCUAUUCAUAAAGCAGUAUCGGCGUCCAACAUAUCUGAAAUCUGUGCCCUUCGGUUCCAAAUUUGAACAUAUUUAAUAUAAAAAUUGACAAAAUUUGACUGAAAUGCAGAUUUUAUUUAGAUUUGAUCCUUUUUAAAACUGGCUCAAUGUUGUUUAUCCUUACUCUUCUUGUCUGUUUCCAUCCAGAGAGUGAAAGCUUGGUUGUUGUCACCAAACCAAAGUUGUUGUGUUUUUUUGUUAUUAUUAUUUGUCUGUUGUUUGUAGCAGCUCUGUGGCUCCUGCAGGUUUGGACUGGACAUUAAAGGGAGGGUUGAAGUUAUUCUGGACAUGGAUCUGUGCCUUCUCUAUGCAAUACAACAUGUCUUCUCCUGACGACGAUUAUUAUUAUUAUUAUUAUUAUUAUUAUUUGAAUGUGAUGAGGAUUCAGCUCUGAGGGGGGGGGGGCACUUUAGUAAUUUUAUUUUAUACAUUAAAUGAAUUAUCUCA
This is a messenger RNA of Eleginops maclovinus (Patagonian blennie), 5439 nucleotides long. RefSeq names its product SERTA domain-containing protein 2-like. The record is from RefSeq and is a predicted model, not a curated record. Lineage: Eukaryota; Metazoa; Chordata; Actinopteri; Perciformes; Eleginopidae. Gene Ontology annotation, cellular component: nucleus. Gene Ontology annotation, molecular function: transcription regulator activity. The coding region runs from base 235 to 1188 and encodes 317 amino acids. The transcript has 2 exons.